Molecule: messenger RNA, 1278 nt
Organism: Clunio marinus
Lineage: Eukaryota; Metazoa; Arthropoda; Insecta; Diptera; Chironomidae
Source: the annotation of a GenBank genome assembly
AUGGUGGCAAGCACGGAUGCCGGGGAAAAAAAAAGAAAUGUUGGCAAGCUCAGAUGCCGUGGAAAGAAACGAAAUGGUGGCAAGUCAGAUGCCACAGACGAGAUGGAAGACUUCUCACGUCAAACGUUUUUCGCUCCAUUUAAUCCCGACAUAAAUGGAGGUAACGAAACUGCAAACUGGUAUCGAUGGAAGACGGCGGCUAUCUGGUAUUUGGCUGGAAAGAUACUAAACAACAAAGAAAAGAUUAUCAGAAUGAUAAGCUUGGGAGGAGAAAUCGUGCAACGGGCGUUGGAAGCUCAUGCUCCGAAAAAGCUAUACCAAGAGCUGAUGGAGUUGGACGUGGAUGAUCAGGAAAAGGAUUCUACCACAACAAGUGCACCAGGAAAUAGUGCUGCAGAUGAAUCUGGACUUGUUAAUCCCAGUACGACUCAGGCGGAGCCGCCCGUUGUGGAGAAAAAGAAUUAUUAUAAAGAGGCUAUGGCAGUUCUCGAUAAAGCUUUCGCUGGAGCAUCCAAUCCAAUUGCUCAAUAUCAAAUUUUUGCAAAAACAAAGCAAGCAGAUGGCGAAUCAGUCAAAGCAUUUGCUAAUUUGUUAACGAUGUUGGCUGAAAAUUGCGAUUUUACAGAUGGAGAAAAAGAAAAUAUGAUCAAAAGACACUUGUUGCUGAAUACAAAUUUGAGAUCCCUCCAGAAAAAGGCUGUAACUCAGAAACUUCAAGAGAAAUCGUUGAAUGAAGUUUUGAAGGUAGCUUACGAAAUAGAACAGUCACGAAAAGAAAUCGAUAAACCGUCGACAGCAAAAGUUUGUGCAAUUAGCAACCGAGAACGCGAUGACGAAGGGAAAAAAGAGUGCGGCAAAUGUGGAUAUUAUGAUCACGGUUUUGGAGGCAACAACUGCCCUGCUAGAAACGUCAGAUGCCGCAAUUGUAACAAAAUUGGCCAUUACGAGAAGAAAUGUAAAGCACAAAAAACUUACGGUCAAGCAACUUCGGGACGAUUCAGUCAGAACUCUGGAAGACGCGGGAGUUACAACGACCGUCGUCUUAGCUCAGAAAACCGAGAUAGAGUUUAUAGACCACCAAAACAAUAUCAAUACUACGAUCGCGAAGGAUCUGGUUCUCGAAGACAAGAUUCCCGAAAGAGUGACUUGGACGAUUUGGUAGCAAAAGCAGUUGAAAAAGCUUUAAAAGGAAAAGAAAGUUUUCGUAAAUUUAAACAAAAGAACUGGUCUGACAAUGAAAUCGUGCAACGCAAUCGUUCUCAUGAAGGUACACUAUAG